AGGCCAGCAGAGGAAGUGAGUUGUGAUGUUGCACAUUUGCGUCAGUGCUCCAUCUACCAAGCUGGUUACAUCCACACUAGGAGUGUAGCAGCAGGUCUGUUGAGUAAGACCUUAUUCAGGGUAAAUACUUCUGACCACCGUCUCCUGAUUGAGCCUCCCCCAGGUGGGGAGGUAGCAACCAAGUUUGAUGAUGGGAAGGCAGCGUGGAAAGCGCAAAGGAGGCAAUAAAGAACGAGUGUUUGGCUGUGACCUGCUGGAACACCUUCAGUCUUCGGGGCAGGACAUCCCUCAAGUGCUGAAAUCUUGCAGUGAGUUUGUUGAAAAACAUGGGAUUGUUGAUGGCAUAUACCGACUAUCAGGAGUCUCAUCUAACAUCCAGAAGCUGAGGUCUGAGUUUGACACUGAAAAUACUCCAGACCUCAACAAAGAUGUAUACCUGCAGGAUAUUCAUUGUGUAUCAUCAACAUGUAAAGCGUACUUCAGGGAGCUGCCCAAUCCUCUACUCACAUACCAGCUUUAUGAUAAGUUUGCAGAUGCAGUGGCAGUACAGCUAGAAGAAGAGCGACUAGUCAGAAUCACGGAGGUUCUUAAGGAGCUGCCACGGGGUCAUCAUAGGACUCUAGAGUUUUUAAUGCAACAUCUUGUUCGGAUGGCUUCUUUCUCAGCAGAAACGAACAUGCACUCCCGGAACCUAGCAAUUGUCUGGGCGCCUAACUUACUCAGGUCUAAAGACAUUGAGGCCACAGGUUUUAAUGGUACAGCAGCAUUCAUGGAAGUCCGCGUCCAGUCCAUAGUGGUGGAAUUCAUUUUGAUGCAUGUGGAUCAACUGUUUAAUGAUGCUGGCACAGAAAGUUAUUACAGAGAAAGAAGGAAGUCCUUGCCUUCUCCAACAAUUAACCCUGAGGAGCCUUUUUUCCGAUCCUUUCCAAUUCCUAGCCAAAUGAGUCCUGGAGAUGCACCUCCCCCAAUUAGACCUUAUCAUGCAAUCAUCGAGGUACCAGACACCAAGAGGAAAGGUUCCAUAAAAGCAAAAAAGUGGAAAUCAAUUUUUAACCUGGGUCGAUCAAGCAAUGAAACAAAAAGAAAAGGGAAGACCGAGGAGAAAGAGAAAGUUAACCUGCGUCCAGCCAAAAGUAUGGAUUCCCUCAGUUCUCAGCCUUAUGCUUCAGAUGGUGCACCACGCAGUCCGAGUCAAAUACCAAUGCGGCAUGACAGUUUUGGACGUACAGAACCAACAGUCAACACAAGCAGCCAGCUUUCUGCUCCUGGGGUGACACCUUCAUUCAUGGUAGAUCCCAGUACAACAUUGGGAAUGGGCUACGCUGUGACUUAUCGCAGAGGAGGUGGAGCAAGUGUCAGUGUGGUCAGUCCAGGAUCUGGUGUAAUGGAUACGGGACUCAACACCAGCAUGGGAAACUUGUCCAGUUUAAUGGGUGGACUCUCAAGUACAGAUUCAGUGGCAUCAAAGUCCCCUAAAAACCGUGGAAAUCGUGCAGAAAAGUGUGUUGGCAUGCACAUAACCGGACCGUUUUCAGUGACUGUACCCUUGCAUAUCACCUCAGGCCUUGCUCUUGGGGUUCUGCAUGGAGCAAACAAUGACUUGGAUGCUGACAAGCCAAAAUCUAAUGAAACUCACAAAACAUCUGAUGAGGUAUGCACAGAUGUUAAACUAAAUCAUAGUAACAAUGAUCUUCAAGAAAAACAGACAAAGGAUGAAGAAUCAGAAGAAGUUAAGAUGAUGGAAUGCAAAGAGAAGUCAUUUUUGUCUGAGAGUGAGAGUACAAUAAAAGAAGACCAAUUACAACAAGAGGACAAGACAGAAAGCCAUAAUGAAGAAAGUGAAGCAGGAGAGAGCAGUAGUAAUGGAGGGGUGGAGGAGGAGGAGGAAGAAGAAAACCCAGAUGUUGGAGAUGAGCCUGAAUAUAUGGAUAUGCGGGCUGAUGUUUUUAAACAAAAUACACCUGAAAAUCUGGACUUGCCUUUUGACCUCCAGGAAACAUUCGGCUUUCUAGAUGAAUCGGAUAUCUUGGAGCCCAGAAAUGGGAUGCAGUUUGAAGAAUUCUCUGUUGAACCACCUUGCUAUGAAGACGAGGAGUACUGCACUAGUUUCGGCAGUGAAAUGUAUGAACCAGCCUUUUGUUCUCUUCCCAUCCUUCCAAAACAAGGCAUGUGUGAUGAGGACAAAGUUGAAGAUGAAGAAUUCCAGAGCAUUCCAGGACAUUUAUAUCUUAACAUAAAUUAUCCACAAACAGAAAUAUUUCAACAAACAGAUGUGCAAAGUAAUGAGAGUGAAAAAUUAAUUCUCAUUUCAAAUGAAGCCGAUUCAGCAUCUCCAAAUGAUGAAGUCGAAGAAGUGAAAGAGACUGUGCUAUUGGGCAAUGAACAAUUGAAGGGACAGCUAAGUCAGUCAAGUGAAUAUGAACCAAUCACCCCCAUGAUGGAUGAAGGUUCAAUAGUGUUGGGAGAUGCAGAGCCCACUCAAGAAAUAACAAAAGACCUAGAAACUGCUAAUGAAAGACCGGUGAUAGAUGAUCCACCACGCAAUUUAUCAGAAGCAUGUGACCAAAUAAAUGGACUCCUACUGGAAGCUGAACUUAUGUUGAAAGCUAACAGACAUGCUGACAGAAAAUCACAUCCAACAGGUGACAGCCUCAGCUCUAACAACAACUCUGACAUGCCUCAAAGUCUCAUUGUAAUCCCGACAGAAAUUAAUUUUGAAAAACAAGAUGAUGUCCCUGAUAUUUUCAAGCAACAACUGCAAAACACAAGGCUGGAACAACACAUACAUGUUCAGGAUGUCCAAUUUGAUAAUGACUCUGCUGGAUGGUCACAUGAUCCACUUCAGUUUGUGGAUGUUGAACAUAAUCUGAUCACACAGCAGUGCCCAGAGUUGCAUCUCUGCUGUCUCAGUCCUGUAGUGUCUGAGAUACCUGAAGUUGAAAAGACCAUAGAUGUUUUGGUAGAUACUGAGGGGGACUGCCAUUCUUCACCUGUUGUGAUGGACAUUCAGAGUGAACCACCAUCAGCUGAAUAUAAAAUAAUGCUGAGGGAUAUAGAAGAUCCUCCACUGACCGAGGUUAACAGUGAUGGUAGGAGCAAUUAUGAAUUUGAUACAUUUGAUGGAAUUGCUAUAAAGAGUGCUGUAGAUGGUGAGAAUGAAACUGCAAAAUCUACAGAGUCCAUGGUAAAUCCCAGAGCAAGUCUAAACAGACAAUAUUCUGUUAUUCUGAGUGAUACUGGUGAUCAGGAAGAUAAGGAAGCCAAAACCAAACAUUUAGAGCAAGAACUCACUGCACAUUCUGCAGAAAACAAUGAAGAUAUUCUAAAACCUGAGGACAGUACUAAAGACAAAAUCAGACAGGAGUUCAUAAAUGUCGAGGAGAUGCCACAAGGACUGAGUGGGACACAAGUUAAUAAACAGAUGGAUGACCUGGCACUGUUGCAAGCUGGUGGCGCCCCUAUGCAGUUAGUGUCUAUCUCAAGCAGCAUGCAGCCAAAAUUGUACCAAGUGAAAUCAGUGCCUGUUGUGCCUCCCAAACCGCAGUUUUCCAAGUUGCCUCCUGCACUGCAGCUGAAACACCAAAAGAAUGAAAUGAACUUUCAAAGAAGAGGAAGUGAGUGUGAAGGUGAAAUUGACAGUGAUGGAGAAGGGAAAGUCACACAGAACCGGGGUAGUUUGGAGUCUAUUUUGGAAAGUACAGACCAUGCUUUUGAAGGAGGGGUAAAGAGAAGUUCCCGUAAUGCGGGUGCUCCCCUAGUGACGAGUCUAUCCUUUGAUGAGGCAGUAGCAAGAGCCCGAGAUCGUCACCCAAAUUUCAAUAACAAGAGCCCAGUCAGGAGGAUCCACACGUAUACAGAUCAAAGUCAUAACCUAAUGACAUUUACUGUGACACCUAGGACACCCAGCCACGCUCUUUGUGAUAUCAGCAUCCAUUCCCCAAAUAGUGAGAAUGCUGCCAAACGCCUUAGCCUUCCACGGUUAGGACCAAGGAACAAUCUGUCAGAGUAUGAAGACAUGCACAAAGAACAUCAGCGAAGAUCUUUAAUGGAGACUGUGAGAUAUAAAGAUAAAGAAUAAAGUUGGGAAAGUGAAGGUAGUUGUAGAAGCAUCUUUAAAUGUCGGAAGGUAAUGCUGCUUCUGCAAUCAUGUGCAUGUCUUGACUGGCCUUUCCUUCAUAGCGCAAGUGGCAGAUGGCAAAGCAAGGGACACUCACAUGAAACUAAGCAAACAAUUUGGCUAGAACAUCCUUAGAUUAAGAAAAUGAAAAGAUUUCAUUUUUUAUGUGUGUUAUCCUUAAAAUAUGUUAUUGUGGAUAUUGUGGUUGAAUACUUGUUACCAACCACCAUAUAUAAAAAAGAAUAAAUUUGUUGGCGUGUACUGAGGACAUGCAAAUAACUGUGUACAGAUUUUUGUUACAUUAAUUUUCUUCUUUAAUGUUUUUUGUUUGAAAGAACUAUUAAUGACAGUACCCUUUGGUGAUAGGUUGGAGUAUCCUCUAGAACAGGUAUCUUCAUUACUUAUCAUUGCAACAUAAAGUUAUUCCUGUGAUGAAUAAAUGACUAUUCAUUAUACAUCUUUGUCUUGCUGUACAUCUGUACUUUCUAAAUGAAUAAACAGUGCUCUUGACAGA
Polypterus senegalus (gray bichir) is the source of this 4631-nucleotide messenger RNA. RefSeq lists its product as uncharacterized. Bases 188 to 4078 code for a protein of 1296 amino acids. Gene Ontology annotation, biological process: small GTPase-mediated signal transduction. NCBI's taxonomy places the organism in Eukaryota, Metazoa, Chordata, Cladistia, Polypteriformes, Polypteridae. The record is from RefSeq and is a predicted model, not a curated record. The transcript is spliced from 15 exons. Gene Ontology annotation, molecular function: GTPase activator activity.